This is a messenger RNA of Mucor velutinosus, 1314 nucleotides long. RefSeq lists its product as uncharacterized. The record is from RefSeq and is a predicted model, not a curated record. Bases 1 to 1314 code for a protein of 437 amino acids. The transcript has 4 exons. Lineage: Eukaryota; Fungi; Mucoromycota; Mucoromycetes; Mucorales; Mucoraceae.
AUGUCUAGUUCACCACUUCGUACAAGCUCAGAGCAAACCUUUGUCAAAGAAAGCCCAUCCAGAUUCCAGAGUCGAUUGAACGAAAGAUACAAUGCUGCACUCGAGUCGCCACCGCGUGAGCUAGCAUCCUCAUCCUCUUUCUCCUUCACAGCCAAAAGUAGCCCUCUAAAGACUACGACACAACAAGGCUCUCCACAACACAAGAGAUUUGAAGGCGAAAAGUACACCAGUUUUGAAGUGCCCAAUAGAGAUCGUGGUGAGUGGAGAGAGGUCAAUGUAGCAAAAAUGGGAGAGGUGUAUGUGAAGAAAGAAUUUGGCGGCGGCAGUGUAGUAAAGGAAUCAGUUGUAAUGAAGAAGGAGUUUGGUGAUGGUAUCAAGAACGAGGUUGACUCAAAGACAUCUGCUCUUUCCGCAGGUCAUCAAGAAAGCCCUUCUCCAAAGCCUUCUCAUGAGGCAAAACCAAUCGUCAAAUCUUCUCCUCCAUCUGCUGCUCAACCUUCCUCUUCUCCAGCUACUUUGUCCAAAACAACUGCACCUGUUCAGGAACAACAGCCACAAGGAUACCGCCAUACUAGCAGCAGAUCUCGAGAUGUGCCUCAUUACAUGCAAGCUACCUCUUCAUUUUACGAGAAAAUCAAUGCUAAAAAGGAAGAACGCCAAGCAGACAAUCUAUUGAGACCUCGUACCAAAGGUGGCAUUUCUAAACGAGUGAGCACCUCCAAGAUACCACGUUAUAGAUCAACUACUAGUAUCAAUGCUGUGGAUGAUAUUCGAUCUGAAAUGGCACCGGACGAUGUCUAUGUACCCAUGGCUGCACGUAUAAAGUUAUUUGAAAAGGGACUUGGCAACGCCUCCAACAAGCCUGCUCCUAUUACACCAAAGUAUCAUAGAAGCAACUCUGUCAAUAGCAGCUCUCCAACACCCUCUGUCAACAGUUCUCGACAAUCAGGCACACCCACUGCUAAUACUUAUCGUCGUACCUCUUCUCAAAGCAGCGAAGCUUCUACUUCUGAUGGCAUGCCUAGAUACCUGAGACAGACAUCCUCAUCCUCUAUCAAGCAAAGAGAGCUCCCAACCAAUAAAUCGACAACAACAUCUACCACCACCACCACCACAACAGCACGAAAACGCAAGGAAGUAAAGCCAUUUGAAUUCGCAACAAGUAAACGAGCAGACAUAUUUCAUGAAAGACUAAAUCAAUGGAAAAAUCUCGAGAAUAAUAGCACACAUAAUAACAGUAGCAAUAGAGGCACUAAACGCAAGAACAUAAACACAUCACAUGCCACCUCGCAGAAACAUCCAAAGCGUCAAUAG